GCAGUGUGCUUCACGAGAACCGUGUUCACCUUACCGUGAACAUGAUCGUUUCUAGAACAACCAUCACAGCACACCUGUCUCUACCUAGGUGACCGGAAGUGUCUGCUUCUACUGUGAACUUCUGAUUUUUUGUGAUGCGCCAGAUGUCAUGUGUUGAAGGGGCACCAUCACAUUCAAUUGUUUCAACAUAUAUAAUUGGGCAUUCAUAAUUUUAACCAAUGCAUAGUCCAGCGGAAGAUCGUUCGCGCGUAGUAGCAGUCAUAAAUACACUGAAAACAGCUGGGAUUCGGGUAAAAAAUUGGAAGAACUAUUUGAAUGGAUCGUCCUUGAACAACUCUCUCAGAAAGGAGAGCCAGUUGAAGUUUGCGUUUGGUCGGGAUCUGUCAUUGGUUCCACAGUGCGAUGUAAAAGAUGUUGGCGGAACUGUGCCGAAGUUCUUGGUGGAUGCCUGUGGGUUUUUAUCUCAUCAUCUUCACACCGAAGGUCUGUUUCGGAAAACGGGGUCGUUAAACAGAAUCCGAGCUCUCAGGGGUGGAUUGGAGCAAGGAGAGCCGGUCUUCUCUCAGCCGUAUUCAACCACUCUGCAACCGUGCGACGUCGCGUCCCUCCUGAAGCAGUUCCUGCGGGAGCUGCCGUCUCCCCUCAUCCCCGUGGACCUCCAGGCGCCUCUGUGCCACGCGCAGAGUUUGGAGGAAGGCCAGGAGGGUGCCAGAGAUGACGCAACACUGCUAAUCACAGCCCUGUUCCCUGCCUUACACUCCCGGGCGCUCCAGUACUUCUGCAUCUUCCUAAGACAGACAGCUGACAGGUGUGAUGAGAACCGGAUGGAGGCGGGGAACCUGGCUCUGGUGAUGGCUCCCAACCUGCUGCAGUCUCCUGCUGGAGGCUCCAAGCUGACUGUGGGCACAGAGAGACUACUGGACAGACAGGCAGCGGUCAUAAAGGUUCUCAUAGCAAAUGCAGAUCGCAUCGGGGUGAUACCUCCCUGCCUUCUGAGCAUGUCGCCGCUGUCGGAAAGCGGGGAGACCACGCCCCCUAGCGAGGGGGGAAAGCUCCGGCAGCGAGGGGUUGGUGUUUACAGGAGCCUGAAGCGUCAGAGACGCCGUAGUGUCGGAGAAAUCUUUGUGGAUGCCCUCAGUAAACUGAAGACAGGCUUCAACCCUUCAACUGGCUCUUUAAAUCCUGCAGACAGUCAUCAGAAUGGCCGUCCCACUCCUCAAUCACCAGUCACAGUCAAGAGGAAAUGUUCAGAGGAUCCAGGUCCACACGUGGAGGGCUCGGCCACAAAAAGACGCUCUGUCCAGGACCUGAGGGAGAGCCAAAGCUGUAAUCUCUCAAACGUUGUGAGUGAAGUGGACCUGAGUAGGAAACAGGAAGUCAGUAUCACACUACGUACAUCAGAGGAAAAGAAGAAUCAAAACAUAGAUUCAAAAUUACAUAACAGGCCUGAGGUUGAAGAGGAUUGUUCUCAGCGAAGACGAACUCUACGAUUCUUUGACAUAGCCAGCUGGAACCUCCCAAACACGACUAGUACGUCGCCCCAAAGUGAUCAUGAAACCGUGACGCCUGGAAGUAAAAUGUUGUCGGAUGACACGGGUGGAGUUUCCGUCUGCAAGGCGGAGAACGCAAGCAGAAUCCCGGUCAUUCUGAUCGACGGGCCCGAAAGAGGUGUGAGGGAGAAUGAGGUGGAGGACGACCCUGACCUGCUCAACCUCAGCUUCAUGGAGGACCCCACAGCCCCCCAGGACACACCUGACUCCCCCACCGGCACGGAGGAAGCGGAGCGAGAAGGUCAAGCCGCCUUGCUGGGAGGCGAGAACAUGGAAGCAGCUGAUCCACAGGGUGACUCCGACCGUGAACUAGGAGGUCUGGCGAAGACUGACGUAAAUCACCGAGCCGAAGAGGGGACUCCGGACAAGGAGCCGGUCGGAGAGAAAGUGUCGGGCCGGGCGAGCAGGAAACAGCGAGCACCUCGCCGGUCGAUCAGCCUGCCUGACGUGAACCUGGAGCACCUGAGAGACGAAUCCCUGGAGGAAGACGAAGGGGAGAGGUGUCUGUCCAUCAGCCCUGAAGACCAAGAGCCUCCGGACUCAGAGGGCGAGCGGCCGACGACCGCGACCUCAGAAGACGCAGCGUCGAGGAAGAAGAACGCUGAAAGGGCGGAGCUGAAACGGGAGCAGGCGCCGGAGAAGCAGGUGGAGUCCGGUUCGGGUUUCAAGAGGUCUCGUAUGUCUGUGGCCGACCAUCUCAGACGGUUCAACGCCCUGGCGACUCUGCUCCGCACGCCAAGGGCCCCGCCGCCGACCCCUGCGCCCCUCCUCAGAGACCGCCUGCACGACACGCUGCUGGGGAGGGAGCACAGGGGCGCCCUGGGCCUGCAGCGCCAGGGGGCGCGGCGUUUCGGACGCUCCAUCAGUCAUGACGGAGUCCCUGGAGCUCUGGCAGGGUUCGGCAGGGAAGCGGACAGGCCAGGGCAAGGCCCCAGUCCCGGGCCGCUGGUCCAGUCAGCACCGCCAGAGCCGACUGGGAGACUGGAGGCUUUCCGUCUGGAGCUGGAUCCAGAGACCCACUGCCUUCCAGGAGCCCCGAGACUGGAGAACGUUCCACGGCCUGGGGGGAGUCCAAGCGCGGACGCUGAACUGCCAGAGCAGAGCCAGGGAUGCCAGGAGGAUCUCGGGGAAUCUCAACCAGAGGAGCCGUCAGACAAGCCAGAGCUGCACCACCUCCUGCAGGAGCAGCUGAGUCUGUGUGACUCAGACAAGGUGCAUGGGGGAGACCUCACUGCCCCAGUUCAGCUGGAUAGACAGACCCAGACAGAAGCCACCUCGGCUAGGCGACACCAGAGCGCCUCGCCGGUGGGGAAGAACUUCCAGGUCAGAGAAGUCCAGCCCAGACUCCCUACAGCUCCCUCCUCGCACCUGGACACCUGCUGUCUUCACAUCAUCAGCACAGCCACCCAGACGGACAGAGCGACGCCCCCUAAGAACUACGGCACAGCAAACACGGAGGCUGUGUGCUCGUCUGGAGAUCCCUCUGCGUUUGACUUAAUCGCUGUAGACAUGGACGGAUGUUCCCUGGAUGAUUCUCUUCCAGCCCUGACGUUCAAGCCCGCGGCCACCAGGAGGCGCUACAGAGACUCUCCUCGCUGGCUCGUCCAUGAGGUCAGCAUGGCCGCAGGGGAAACGCUGCAGAUAUGAGAAAUUUGGUUGUAGCUGUAGUUUUCCUUUCUCAUCUGUUUACAACAUACAGUGUGCAUGUGAUGGUUAAAGACACAUAACAAUUAGUACUGUUUUCUCUGAAAUGAUGG
Hypomesus transpacificus is the source of this 3307-nucleotide messenger RNA. RefSeq lists its product as uncharacterized. Lineage: Eukaryota; Metazoa; Chordata; Actinopteri; Osmeriformes; Osmeridae. The coding region runs from base 219 to 3197 and encodes 992 amino acids. The record is from RefSeq and is a predicted model, not a curated record. The transcript is spliced from 12 exons. Gene Ontology annotation, biological process: signal transduction.